This is a messenger RNA of Esox lucius (northern pike), 3092 nucleotides long. RefSeq names its product E3 ubiquitin-protein ligase RNF182. The transcript is spliced from 2 exons. The record is from RefSeq and is a predicted model, not a curated record. Lineage: Eukaryota; Metazoa; Chordata; Actinopteri; Esociformes; Esocidae. The coding region runs from base 1602 to 2399 and encodes 265 amino acids.
AUUUCCUUCCCCGUCUAUAUCACAGUCGUCAAAAUCUCCUCCGAGGGCGUAGUGAAUGCAGGUUUUCGUUUCUCUCUGUGUAGGCUACGGAUAAAUUAAUAAUGUCCACUGAUUAAUUAGCUAGGCUAUAAUCCUCUCUCACCCAAACAUGUCACCAGACUACACCAAAAGGACGAGCCGAUUUACUAACUUAGAUUCCAGCCCACAACAUGAAAUAACAAUUAAAACAAUAUACAUAUCGUGUUUCCCCUAAUUUUCGGAUAGUUUUUACUUGGUGCCCAAGUCAAGGGGACCGCAAUUUACCCCCGCAAUUCAAGAAUGACCCAACUUGCACUUCUUGGUGUUGUUGCCACAGCAACCACUGAAGAGAAAUCUGUGCCUGUCCUGAUGCUACGGUGCUCGCCGUACCGCAUUGAGGGGGAUGUAGCAGUCCGACACGAGCAGAUGGGAACCUCAAGAUCGACAGUGACUCACCGACAGCGCGACACACAUAGAUAACCGACAAGGAGGAGAGACAUGUGAUAGCGAUAAGCAUCGGUUACCUCGCACCUUGACGGGGAGACACUGGAAAGACGAUGUUGGACGGUGUACCAAGUUGUCGACCUACACUUGCGGAUCAAUGAGGACUGACCAUGCUGCUGGACCGACGUCCUGGGAAUACCAGUGGAGGGAAUACCGUGCCAUCGCUAUAGAAUACCAGUGGAGGGAAUACCGCGCCAUCGCUAUAGAAUACCAGUGGAGGGAAUACCGUGCCAACGCUCCAGAAGUACAACACCCUCAAGAUAUUCUGAAGGAUAUAAUCAAAUAAAUCCUUCCCUAUUUGUAUUUCAAUCCUAGCAAUAUUGGCACUAGCAACUGUGAACAUCUUUACUGCCCCCUUAUUCUGUUGUAUAUUUCCGCUUCUUACCCACGUUACAAAUGACUUGACUUUCAAAUCUGGAAUGUUCUUGUAUUAAGUUGUAGUACUGAUUGUUUCCCACUGAAAAAACAUCAGCAGAAUUAAGAAUUUGUACAAAAUUCACUGAGCAAUGUUGUAUGUGUGAGAAUACUAAAACCAUGAGUGUGCAGCGUCUGAGUAAAUAUCUCAGAUCCAUGUCUGGAUGCACUAUGUCAGUUCUAAACUAAUGUAAACUCAGCACUAUAUGUUGUUUGCAAAGCAAAACCUAUUGAGCAUGCAUACUGUGAACACGAUUUGCAUUAUUUGAAUGUAGUCAGGACCAUUCAGAAAUAUUUAUCAGGGCAUGAUUGUUGUCUGUGCAAAGUAUACGUAAUUUGUUAAGUAGCCUAUUAUUGUAUGUAAAUGCAUUUUUACAGUGAAAAAAGUGUGCCAUCAUAUCAGUUUUCUAGAUCAGGAUUCUGACCCACGUCUUUUGAGCUUCUAAAUGGAUGUUACCGGCUUACUCAAAUUUACCGGGGAAAAUAAAUCGUACAAAUCUUGAAUCAGGGACAAAAAGUUACCAGAAACUGCAACCGCUGGUGAUUCCCUGGUGCAGUCUUUAUGUUUUCUGUGCCAUUUAAACCCAUUAUUCCUGUAUAGCUCUCCUGCAUUACUAACUGCUUUCCUAGCUAGCUGGGCUUUGCUCCCUCUUGUCCCUCUCAGGAUGAGCCAAAAGUCUGAUAAGUUGGAAAAGUUGGACUUGGAGGUGAACCAGAGCUCCCAGCCUCUGGUCUACACCGUGGAGGAACUGGAGUGCAAGAUUUGCUACAACCGCUACGACACGCGCACUCGCAAGCCCAAGCUGCUGGGCUGCCUUCACCGUGUCUGCGCCAAAUGCCUCAAGAAGAUCGUGGAGAACUCGUCUCCCAGCGUCGUCAGCUGCCCCUUCUGCCGCCACGAAACCCACGUGCCGGACGAGGAGGUCUGGCUACUGCAGGAUGACAGCAACAUCCUGGCCAUCCUCAGCUACCAGGACCGAGCCAGGAAGAGUGGCGGCUCGAUCCCCCCCGGCGGGGAAGUGCUGCUCACCCCCGGCAGCCUGAAUGGUGACGGCGUGGGCGGCGGCUGCGUCAACGCUGGCGGCGAGCAGUCGCACAGCUCCUCGGACUGCCUGGUCAUCACCAUCGUGGAGAUGCCGGGGGAGUCGCAGUCGUCGGACACCAUGAGCAUGCUCAACAUGGUCCGGCUGUACCGCCCCGCCAGCAUGGCCUCGCUGCCCUGUCACCUGCCGGUGCAGAAGUGCGGCGCAUGGACCUCGCGCUCCCUGCCCAGCUUCCUCGUCGGCGUCCUGUGUCUGGUCUACUUCUCGUCGCUGCCGCUGGGCAUCUACCUGCUGAUGAUCCAGCAGCUCACGCUGGGCGUCGUCCUGGUCAGCCUGGUGCCCUCCACCCUGCUGCUCUGCGUCUUCUACGGCUUCUGCCAAUGCCUGUGCCAGGAAAUCAUCCAGUCCAUAGCCACAUAGCCACUGCCCCCCCUUCCCUCCCCCAACCACCCCCCAACAUCCCACCCACCACCCUUACUCCGCCGCGUUACCCCGAGGCGUGGACACUGCAUUAGCAAAACCUGUAAAAAGGCUGUAGUCGUGUGACUACAGUAUAUCCUGUCUUUGGCGUACGGUACAACCCCACCUUCCCAUUGUAGUCCUUCAGAUGAUACCAGCACUGAUAUGAAGACUUCAGAGUGACUGUGUGGAUUUGUACACGAAGGGCUUUCCACUGGAACAACCGUGACGAGUCAACCCGUGAAAGUUCGUUAAAAUUGUUUUCUUAUUACACAGCUCAACCUGCAUCAGACUGCUGUUGUGUCUGUUUCGUACUGCUCGGCGGAAUGGGCUUCAGUUAUUACCGAAAUGUGUUGUUAAAACAUAGAAUAUAACCCCUCUCUCGUUUUCCCGCGGCAGUGACCGUACGUGAAGUGAUAGCGCUGUAGGUGACCUGGUCUGCUGGGCACUCGGCCGCGGGACCAUAUGAUGACGCAUUGCGACGUUCAGCAUUGGCUCUGUGUGUACCGUGGAACUUGCCUUUGUAAGGCGUGUCUUUCUGUGUUCCCGUAGUAACUUAACGUUGUAAUAUCAACCCGUCUUGUGUCACUGCAUUCGAAACGGACAAACCGUCUAAACUGUUACUGGAUAUCAAAUAAAGACUCAAGCCACUUU